This is a messenger RNA of Indicator indicator, 1086 nucleotides long. Its product is annotated as diacylglycerol O-acyltransferase 2-like. Bases 1 to 1086 code for a protein of 361 amino acids. Gene Ontology annotation, cellular component: endoplasmic reticulum membrane. Lineage: Eukaryota; Metazoa; Chordata; Aves; Piciformes; Indicatoridae. The transcript has 8 exons. Gene Ontology annotation, biological process: lipid metabolic process. The record is from RefSeq and is a predicted model, not a curated record.
AUGAAAACAAUCAUUGCAGCCUGUUCCCAAAACCUUAGUGGCAGCCGUGCCAGCAUCCAGGCAGCCCUGCGCACCCUGCUCGCGGUGCCCUGGCCCUCGCAGAGGGACAUCCGCUCCUGGCUCCAGCUCCUCUCCGUCCUGCAGUGGGUGCUCAGCUUCCUGCUGCUGGGAACUGUCAGCCUGGUGGUCCUCAUCUACCUGCUGUUCACCAGCUUCUGGCCCAUCUCUGUGCUCUAUCUGGCCUGGAUCAUCUUUGACUGGGACACGCCAGAGAAAGGUGGGAGGAGGCUGCCGUGCUUGCGUCGAUGGUCUGUGUGGAGGCACUUUCGGGAUUAUUUCCCUGUGAAGCUCGUGAAGACACAUGACCUGUCCCCCAGCCACAACUACAUCAUUGGCUGCCACCCCCACGGCAUCCUCUGCGUCGGUGCCUUCUGCAACUUCAUCACAGGCUCAACAGGCUUCAAUGAGAUGUUCCCAGGCAUCCGGUCCUUCCUCACCACCCUGGCUGGCAACUUCCGCCUGCCCAUCUUCAGGGAGUACUUGAUGAGUGGGGGCCUGUGCCCGGUAACCCGCCGCGCCAUCGAGUACCUGCUGUCCCAGAACGGCCCCGGCAACGCCGUAGCCAUCGUGAUCGGCGGCGCGGCCGAGUCGCUGUCCUGCCGCCCCGGCGUCACUACGCUCAUCCUGAAGAACCGCAAGGGCUUCGUCCGCAUGGCUCUGCGUCAUGGGGCCCACCUCGUCCCAUCAUUCUCCUUUGGGGAGAACGACCUCUUCCGCCAGGUGGUCUUUGAGGAGGGCAGCUGGAUGAGGAGCAUCCAGCAGCGCUUUCAGAAGAUGAUGGGCUUUGCUCCCUGUGUCUUCUAUGGCCGGGGGCUCACCUCUGACCAGUCCUGGGGCUUCCUCCCCUUCGCCAGACCCAUCACCACUGUGGUUGGGGAGCCAGUGAUGGUGCCCAUGAUCAGGAACCCGAGCCGUGAGACGGUGGACAAGUACCACGAGCUGUACAUCCGCUCCCUGGUCAAGAUCUUCAACGAGAACAAGACCAAGUACGGGCUGCAGGAGACCGACAAGCUGCACAUCCUCUGA